This is a messenger RNA of Sapajus apella (tufted capuchin), 1359 nucleotides long. Its product is annotated as DNA dC->dU-editing enzyme APOBEC-3G-like. Gene Ontology annotation, biological process: cytidine to uridine editing; negative regulation of single stranded viral RNA replication via double stranded DNA intermediate; defense response to virus. Gene Ontology annotation, cellular component: cytoplasm; nucleus; P-body. The coding region runs from base 126 to 1205 and encodes 359 amino acids. Gene Ontology annotation, molecular function: RNA binding; zinc ion binding; cytidine deaminase activity. The transcript is spliced from 6 exons. The record is from RefSeq and is a predicted model, not a curated record. Lineage: Eukaryota; Metazoa; Chordata; Mammalia; Primates; Cebidae.
CAGCCUCAUAGCCUCUUGUCAGUGCCACCUCUUAAGGCCAUUGCAAUAGCAGUUAACACUGAACAUGAGCUUUGGAGCAGACAAACUCUCAAGCCAAAGAGGGGGGAUGGAGGAAAGGAGCUUCGAUGAACAAGAUCCCCCAGCCCUGUCCUGGCCCCUCCUCCCCCUGCCCCACCCCUGCACUCCUCCUGCUCAGUGUCCCACAGCUUCCCCUGCCCCUCCUCUUCUCCCAGGUCUAUUCGAAGCCUCAACACCACCCAGAGAUGAGAUUCCUCCACUGGUUCCGAAAGUGGAAGCUGCAUAGUGACCAGGAGUACGAGGUCACCUGGUUUGUGUCCUGGAGCCCCUGCCCAGUGUGUGCAAGGAACAUGGCCGAGUUCCUGGCCGAGGACGGGAAGGUCACCCUGACCAUCUUCGUGGCCCGCCUCUACUACUUCUGGGACCCAGAUUACCGGGAGGGGCUUCGCAGACUGUGUCAGAAAAAAAAGAAUCCUCAUGCCACCAUGAAGAUCAUGAGUUAUGGCGAAUUUCAACACUGUUGGGACAAGUUCGUGGACAACCAAAGAUUGUACAAGCCUUGGAAUAAGCUGCCUAAACAUUGCACAUUACUGCACAUCACGCUGGGGGAAGUUCUCAGACACCUGAUGGAUCCAGGCACAUUCACUUACAACUUUACCAAUGACCCUUCGGUCCUUGGACGGCACCAGACCUACCUGUGUUACAAGGUGGAGCACAUGCACAGUGGCACCUGGGUCCCGCUGCACCAGCACAGGGGCUUCAUACUCAAUGAGGCUUCAAAUAGCCUCAGUUUCCCUGAAGGCCGCCAUGCAGAGUUGUGCCUCCUGGACCUGAUUUCCUUUUGGAAGCUGGACCCGGCCCAGCGCUACAGGGUCACCUGCUUCAUCUCCUGGAGCCCCUGCUUCAGCUGUGCCCUGGAGGUGGCUGAAUUCCUUCAAGAGAACCCACACGUGAACCUGCGCAUCUUCGCUGCCCGCAUCUAUGAUUAUCACCCAGGAUAUGAGGAGGGGCUGUGCAGGCUGGGCUGGGCUGGGGCCCCAAUUUCCAUGAUGAAAUACAGCGAGUUUAGGCACUGCUGGGACACCUUUGUGGAUCACCAGGGAUGCUGCUUCCAGCCCUGGGAGGGACUAGAUGAGCACAGCCAAGCCCUGAGUGGGAGGCUGCAGGCCAUUCUCCAGGGAAACUGAUGGAUGAUCCUCAGUCUCUAAGGAAGGCAGAGACCUGGGUUGAGCAGCAGAAUAAAAGAUCUUCUUCCAAGAAAUGCAACCAGGCCGUUCACCACCAUCUCCAGCUGAUCACAGACGCCAGCAAAGCAGUGCGCUCCUGACAAGUAGAUUAUUU